Messenger RNA from Colletotrichum chrysophilum, 3150 nucleotides. RefSeq lists its product as uncharacterized. The record is from RefSeq and is a predicted model, not a curated record. Gene Ontology annotation, cellular component: cytoplasm. The coding region runs from base 1 to 3150 and encodes 1049 amino acids. Lineage: Eukaryota; Fungi; Ascomycota; Sordariomycetes; Glomerellales; Glomerellaceae. Gene Ontology annotation, biological process: protein autophosphorylation; actin filament organization; peptidyl-threonine phosphorylation. The transcript is spliced from 3 exons. Gene Ontology annotation, molecular function: protein serine/threonine kinase activity; ATP binding.
AUGCCUGCCCCCGUGCCUACCGCCCCUGCGGGCACUUUCGCUCCCGGAACGAAGAUACAAGUUGGAAACCACAGGGUGGUGAUUCAGAAAUAUCUCUCCGAGGGAGGGUUUGCCCACGUAUAUCUGGUCAAGCUCCCGAAGCCCAUCGACGGCACAGACAUGGCUGUCUUGAAGAGAGUGGCUGUCCCCGAUAAGGAGGCGCUGCGGAGCAUGCGAACCGAGGUCGAAACCAUGAAGAGGCUCAAGGGUCAUCGCCCAAUCGUUACAUACAUCGAUUCUCACGCCUCUGAGAUGCGUGGCGGCGGUUAUGAAGUCUUCCUCCUCAUGGAAUUCUGCGAUGGGGGCGGUUUGAUCGAUUUCAUGAACACACGUCUUCAGCAUCGCUUGACCGAGCCCGAGAUCCUCCACAUCUUCACAGACAUCGCCGAGGGCGUCGCCUGCAUGCACUACCUCAAGCCACCUCUCCUUCACCGUGACUUGAAGGUCGAAAACGUGCUCAUCGUCAGCCAUGGCUCCCAGAAAAAGUUCAAGGUCUGCGAUUUUGGAUCUGCUGCUCCGCCGAAACCCGCGCCGCAAACCGUCGUCGAAUGCAGGCUCAUGGACGAGGACGUACAAAAACACACCACCAUGCAAUACAGGAGUCCCGAGAUGAUUGAUGUCUACCGCAAACUUCCCAUCGACGAAAAAUCUGACAUUUGGGCCUUGGGUGUGCUGUUGUACAAGUUGUGCUACUACACUACCCCGUUCGAGGACCAGGGGCAGCUGGCUAUCCUCAACGCAAGUUAUAGAUUCCCUAGUUAUCCAGUCUUUUCGGAUCGCCUCAAGAAGUUGAUUGCUUCCAUGCUGCGUGAGAGCCCCGCAGCUAGACCGAACAUCUAUCAGGUUCUGCGCGAAGGCUGCGCCAUGCAGGGUCGCGACGUCCCUAUACACGACAUCUACACCGGAAAGCAACGUUCGGAGCCACAAAGCAGACCUGCCGCAACUGAGCCUGCGGGGGCCAAGCCAGUAGUCGGCGCCGUGUUUGCCCCGGCGAAGCAAGAGGAGCAAGUUCUCCCGGACAUUGUGCCCAUGAGGAGAGGCAGACUUCCGGCGUCCAGCCAACAGCCUCAGGCGCAGGCCCAGCAAGCGGCAAAGCCAAGCCCGUCUCCCAUGCGCGUCACCAAUGGGGACCCAUUCGCUGCUCUAGACACACCAGCUGCGGCAACGGCGGCGGCUGCUGCUGCUACUCCUGCGGCAGAUGUCGAUGAAUUUUCAUCUCGGUUCCCAUCUUUGGAUCAGUUUUCUCUUCUCCAUGAGUCUGGAUCCAAAUUCAACUUUGACUCCCACACCCCCCCUGCAACGCAGCAGCAGCAGCGAAGCCAGGCCCAGCGACCCGCUGAGAAGCCCGUUGACGCGGCGUUUCCAGCUGCGCACUCGCCCCCGAAGAACCAGGAGCCAGUUCGUCCGAGGACAGUUGCGCCAACGGGAGCUUCUUCUUACACACCUCCGACGGUGAAGUCUCCUCCACCGGGAGCCGUGGGCUUGACAAAAACUGCCUCGGCUCCUACACAGCAAGCCGAGAUGAGCAGAGCGCAUGCAAUUAUCAACAAGAACCCUGAGCUGCAAGCUAUUUCGUCUCACUCCCAGGCCCACGCUCGUGCCCAAAACCCGUAUCAGGCACCGCCAUCGAGAUACGUGUCGACUGGCACAAUGACAAAUACGCCGCCUCCGGAGCAGCAGCAAGCCCGUGAGCCAGGACCUAUAUGGCGAGUACCUACGACAGACCCCAGUCGGUCAACGAGCCUUCCUCGUCAGUCCGAAUCGAGCCUUCCUAGCCGUUCAGCAGCGGACGAUCCAGUUCCUGGGUCUAUUCCACGGGUCCCUUCAUACCAAUUUCGGCCGAACCACGUGCGGCAUCCAUCAUCAUCUCGUCCGUCCCUUGAGGGCGGACGCCCAAGCCUGGAUCUCCUUGACUCAAGCGCCCAAAGAAGAUCCAUUGACGGCCGCCAGCGUCCAGUGAGCACACACCUGGAGUCGAACCUGGAUUUUCUUCGCGAGAAGGAAGGGUCCUCAAAGCCAUUACCCUCUCCGGGCUUGAUGUCUCCAAAGUUCCCGGAUAGAGUGCCAUCUCCUGCGACGCCCACGGAGCCGGAGCAGGAGGAAGCGCACAUCGAAUCAAAUGUAGAGUUCCUGCGCAGCAUGGAAGAGACCAAAUCAGAGAGGAAGGAGUGGGGCGCGAAGCAUGGCAAGCGCGGAAGUCUGAGCUCGCUCUCUGGAACUAAGAACAUCUUGGCUGGGAAGUUUGGAGAUGCAUUCAAGCGGUUUGAAGGAAACCAGGCUCCGGCGCCCGCCCGAACGCCGUCACCGCUCAAGCAACUAGAUCGCCCGACACUCACCCCAAUCGAGGGUUCAGAGGCUACCGAUGGCCGUACUGAUGACGGCAAGGGCAUGGAGGAGACUGAAGACAUGACUCCCGCCAUGCGACGAGAGCUCGAACGGCUCCGGCUUGAGGAGGAAGAGCGCCGUGUCGAAGCAGCAGCAGCAGAAUACCGCCAACGAUUCACCAAUCAGAGUUCAGGUCCCGGCGGGCUGCCGAAGAGCAUUGGCGGCGUUUCUCGAGCCGUCAGCAUUCAGAACAGAGUGCAAAAUCUGUUGAAUGAAGGCCAGAAGUCCUCGACGCAGGUUCCUCGUACCGCACAAGGCUACGGAGUCUACACCGACAACUCUCCAGCCCCAAACCGACUGGAUAAGCAGCUUCCUGAGAUUCCCCGGAAGCCGGUUGGCGGCGCUAAAUCUCGAUCCGUGACACCCUCCAACGCUCAAGAUGUCGCCGUCCACAAAGUGCGGCCGUCUGCCAGCGAUCCUGUCUCACAAACGGGGCGAAGCACUCCUGGGCCGAGGCCAGUGGCACCGCGUAAGCCGAUGCACCUAAAUAGCUUGCCGACCGGUGGCCGGUCAGGCUCGCCACCGAAAUCAUCACAGGCCCCCUCGAUGUCCUCCGACCACCUUGUUGGCGUAGGACUCCCCGGUCGGCCAGUGAUAGAAAUGUCGGCCAGAGAGAAGGAGGAUUAUUUGCAAGACUUCUCGAAGCGAUUCCCUAGCUUGGGCUCUAUCGAGAUGGUUGAACGUGACCUCGCAGCGGAGGCGGGCGAGCAGCGACCGGCAAGGUAA